AUGCCCAUUUCCAGUGGAGCACGGCAUCAGCGUUCAGCAUCCUUAAGCAUUGCGGGCUUUUCAAACAGUUUAGAAAUGGAAUUACCUUCAACAAGGUUAUCGAGCUCGCCUGAUCCACAGAUGAAAGGUGCAGCCUCUGUAACACUUGCCCCAUCCCCGAAGGCCCUUUGUGACUGUGAUGCUCCUCCAGAGCCCAUACCCAACUACAGCUUGAUGCCGGACAGAGAUCCAAGCGACCUGAGCCCUGGGGCUGCCACUGGCCUUGCACGAGGUGAUGCACUCCAGGGCAGCACUAAGUGUAAGCUGGAAAAUGAAGACUUCAAUACUGUAGAUCAUCCUCUAGAAAACAGCUUGACUACUGCUGGGCAAGAUGUAGUUAAUGAAUUAACUCUUUCUAUGCAAAAAGUGCUGGAAGAACCUAUAAAUCUUUCAAUCAAAAAAUCUCAGCAUUGCACUUCUCCUGAACGGCUCAGCAACACUUCUUUCCUGCCCAUGAAUGCCAGAGUGAGACAGCUUAGAAGCAAAGAAGAUUCCAAUAACUGUGAAAAGGAACAUUUUGAAAUGGAUAUAGAAAGCAAGCAGAAUGUCAGAGCUGGCCCUAAGGAGCAGAAGUUCCCCUAUGUGCGACUGGAGCGUCUGAAAAUAUGUGCAUCAGAAGCAGGGAAGCUCCCAGUGUUUAAGCUCCAGCCACAGGACAAUGAGCAGGAGGGCAAUUUCCUCCUGAUAGUUGAAUGUGGGACCCAGUCUUCAAGUAUGUCUAUAAAGAUAAAUAAAGAUAGUCCAAUUGAAGGACUGAAAUCCAAAGAGGAGAACUCAGAGGACAGAAAAUUUCUUGAAUCCCAAACGGCAGGACAGACACAAUCAUCUCCUACAGAUACUCCAUCUGUUGAUCAGAAGCUCAGCAAUUGCACCUCCAUCACGAAAAAAUCUGCAGUUACUCAGGAAGUCAGUCUAAUUGAAAAUGAGGAUUUCUGUGCUGUGUGUCUUAAUGGAGGAGAACUGUUGUGCUGUGAUCACUGCCCCAAGGUCUUCCAUCUCUCCUGCCAUGUUCCAGCCCUGCUCAGCUUUCCAGUGGGAGAAUGGGUGUGCACGCUGUGCCGUAAUCCAGUGAAACCAGAGGUGGAAUAUGACUGUGAAAAUACACGCUACAGCCAAAGUUAUAAUGCACAAUAUGGCCUUGAUGAUUCUGACCAGAAGAAGUGUGAAAAGCUGGUGCUUUCCCUGUUCUGCAGUAAUAUGAGCCUCCCAUUCCAUGAACCUGUCAGCCCCCUGGCUCAGCAUUAUUAUCAGAUCAUCAAAAGGCCAAUGGAUUUGUCAAUCAUACGAAAAAAGCUGCAAAAACAGGAGAAGUGCCACUAUUCUGCACCUGAGGAACUUGUGUCUGACGUGCGUCUCAUGUUUUGGAACUGUGCAAAGUUCAAUUAUCCGGAUUCAGAGGUUGCUGAGGCUGGACGAUGCCUAGGUGUAUUCUUUGAGGGGAAACUGAAGGAGAUUUAUCCAGAUAGGCAUUUUUCUUCAAUGCAACAAGACGACUCUGAUUCUGAAGAAGUGAAAAGUCAGAAUAGCAAAAUGCCACCCCAAGAUUUUCAGUGGCCAUCGUAUGGACAGGAGUACGUUCAGCCUAAAAGGAGACGGCGCCACAGGAAAGUGAAAAAAAAUAAAAGAAUGAUGUUUCAGCCAGCUAGCAGCCUUCCUCAGGUACGACUUCCUCAAGAGACGAGAUUUGCUAUGAAGAAUCCAGCAGCAUAA
Molecule: messenger RNA, 1749 nt
Organism: Mesitornis unicolor (brown roatelo)
Lineage: Eukaryota; Metazoa; Chordata; Aves; Mesitornithiformes; Mesitornithidae
Product: tripartite motif-containing protein 66-like
Exons: 11
Coding region: 1-1749 (582 amino acids)
Molecular function (GO): protein binding
Source: RefSeq, a predicted model, not a curated record